ACCAUGAGCUGCAGGGUGAGGGUGGUCGGUAGCCUCCCGGACUACGAGUCGGCGCUGCAGGCCAGCCACCAGCGGCUGGCCGUGCUGCUCUUCUCCGCCGGCUGGUGCGAGUUCUGCCAGCUGAUCCGCCUGCACUUGGACGAGUUCGCCAGGCGCUACCGGGACGUGGCCUUCUACCAGGUGGACAUCGGCGCGGCCGAGGAGGUGGCGCAGCGCUGCCGCGUCCACUGGUUCCCCACCUUCCAGUUCUACAGGAACGGCUCCAGGGUCUUCCAGUUCAAGGGGCCCAACCGGUGCCUCCUGGAGCGGAUGAUCCAGAAACUACAAGGAAGUGGAUCGCGCUCAUUCCCCAAACUAAGCCCAGCCGGUCACUAGUGCCUCCCUCCCCCUCGCCUUCCUGUGUCUGCUUGUUGGCAGGAGGUCGCACUCCGGCCACGAAGGAGCACCGAGCUACCUCCUCUUUCAGAUGGGUGUGAAAGAUUCCAGUGCACCGUUUUCCCUAGAAUCAA
This is a messenger RNA of Pristis pectinata (smalltooth sawfish), 509 nucleotides long. Its product is annotated as thioredoxin-like. Bases 4 to 375 code for a protein of 123 amino acids. The record is from RefSeq and is a predicted model, not a curated record. The transcript has a single exon. Lineage: Eukaryota; Metazoa; Chordata; Chondrichthyes; Rhinopristiformes; Pristidae.